Molecule: messenger RNA, 3698 nt
Organism: Anopheles merus
Lineage: Eukaryota; Metazoa; Arthropoda; Insecta; Diptera; Culicidae
Product: putative sodium-dependent multivitamin transporter
Exons: 7
Coding region: 1346-3163 (605 amino acids)
Biological process (GO): sodium ion transport; transmembrane transport
Cellular component (GO): membrane
Molecular function (GO): symporter activity
Source: RefSeq, a predicted model, not a curated record
GGAAAAAGAAGGCCUGAGAAAAUGCGCGAAAGGCAAUGAUUUCUUCGGUCGCUUUGCCCAGCGGGCAGCCGUUGUAUUCAUCGAUACUCCUCAGCUGACGGACGUGUUCCCCGUUUGCUCGCGCUGCUCGCAUGAUUUUCCGGCGAAAUUUUUUUCACUGCUUGGAAAAUUCAGCUCAAUUCUAGUGAAAUGGCAAGAUAACAAUGCACCAUAUCGUUCCUUUAUUGGUCUUGUGCUGUGCAUUCGUGAAAAGUGCUCGAAAAGAUGUAGUGAGUCGUGAAAGUUUGUAUGUGAAGCGUUGUUUUUUUAUUGGGAGAAAUUUUUGAAGCACCUCAUCCACCGCUCCCUUGUGCGUCUGUCGUCCAGCGAAUAACCCAAAUAUUUUCGGGAAAGUAUGUAUGCGCGUGUAUGUGUAUACUGUAUACAAAGUCGUUGAUGCGAAUACCUUGACGAUUGACCCUCGCGGUCGCCGGUACGGCACGGUGGUUCUGUGACCGAUGAUGUCUGUAGCUGCGUUGAGUUUGUUAUUUAUAAUUCCCAGCCUUUCGUGAUAUUCUGCAAUGUUGCACAUUUUACUGCUUCGCACGCCGUGCAUUUGACAGUUGCACAAAUCGCACGUUUGCGAGCGUCUCCAUAGUUACAGUUGCGCUCGGUGCAACACAGCAGAGCGAGUUGAAUUGCUGUGAGGAUAAAGAGUGCGUUAGCACCCGGAACAGCGUCGCUCUUGCCACAGAACGGAACGAUUUGGCCUGCAGACCGUCUAAACAGUGAUUAGUGAAUUGUUUAUCAGUUCGCCGUGUGCGAACCGAAGGCGAGACCUGCGCAGUAAUAGGGAAACGAAAGAAUGAUUGGACAUUGGUGUUGUAGUAGCAGAGUAACGUGCAGUGAUUAAAACAAGAAGUGGUGUCCCGUUAACGCUAACUUCUCCGCGUCGUGAAGGCCGUCCGUGUGUAUGAUAGAUAGAAGCGUAUUGGUUCCCUGUUGCAGUCCGAUGCUGGCGCAACGUUGGCCCUGUCCGGCGGGACGGUUCCAAAGGUCACGCUGUCAAGAGUAAUGUGCUAGUUUUGAUGGUGUGCCGCUUUUCGUAAGGUUGUGUACAGUUUACACGCUGCACGUGCGAAGCAAAAACACCUUCAUUAAUUCGCUCUCGGCAGCAGUGAAAAAACACUACUGAAAAUUGUGGCAGUGUAUGUGGCGUGUUCGCAACUUCAAAUCGUCAUUUGCCAGCGGAUUGCACACUCCUACUUACAUAAUUGUGCCCGUGUUGCACCAAAGUGAUUGCAUUGGACUGCCUGACAGUGCCUAAACAUAUCACCAUUCAAAAGAAUCUGGCUGCACCAUUAUCAUGGCUUCCGCGUUCGGCGUGUGGGAUUACGUCGUGUUCAUUGCCAUGCUGAUGAUAUCGGCGGGCAUAGGCGUGUAUUAUCGAUUUUCUGGCGGCAAGCAGAAAACUAAUGCGGAGUACCUGCUGGCGGAUCGCAACAUGUCGAUCUGGCCGGUGUCGUUCAGCCUGAUGGCCAGCUUCAUGUCCGCGAUCACACUGCUGGGCGUGUCGAACGAAAACUACCAGUUCGGUACGCAGUUCGUGGCCAUCAACCUCUCGUACGGACUGGCUACCCCGAUUGCGGCCUACCUCUUCCUGCCAGUAUUCUUUCGCCUGCAAGCGUGCAGUGCGUACGAGUAUCUGGAAAAACGGUUCGGCAAGAAGACGCGACUAGCUGCCUCGCUGGCGUACACGCUGCAGAUGAUUCUGUACAUGGGCAUAGCCGUGUACGCGCCAGCCCUCGCGCUGCAGGCCGUCACAGGACUUGACCAGGCGUACUCGAUCCUGGCGAUCGGUGGCAUCUGCACGUUCUACUCAACGAUCGGCGGCAUGAAGGCGGUACUGUUUACCGACGUCUUCCAGUCGGUGCUGAUGUUUGCCGCCAUCUACGCGGUCAUUAUUUGCGCUGCUGUUAAAGCGGGCGGACUCGGCCCAAUAUGGGAGGCAGCGUCCGAGGGCGCCCGGUUGGAGAUUUGGAACUUCGAUCCGAACCCGACCACGCGGCACACCUGGUGGACGCUAACGAUCGGCGGCAUGUUUACCUACUUGUCGCUGUACGCCGUCAACCAAACGCAAGUGCAGCGGCUGAAGACGUGCAAGAACCUGAAGUCCGCCCAGAAAGCGCUCUGGCUCAAUUGGCCCAUCCUGUCGCUGCUCAGCCUCAGCACGUCCUUCAGCGGGCUGGCGAUCUACUACUACUAUCGCAGCUGUGACCCGCUGCGCCAGGGCAGGAUAAAGGUGCGCGAUCAAACGAUGCCACUGUUCGUGGUGGACGCGAUGGGCGAUAUACCCGGGCUGCCGGGCCUGUUCGUGUCCGGUAUCUUCUCCGCCAGCCUGUCGACCGUGUCGGCCGCGCUCAACUCGCUGGCCGCCGUCACGCUCGAAGACUACCUCAAGCCGCUAUACCAGAAGGUGAAGCGGAAACCGAUGCCCGAUCUGCAAUCCAGCUUUCCGACCAAGGUGAUGGCGUUCCUGUACGGUGUGGUUUGCAUAGCGGUUGCGUUUCUCGCCCAAAAGAUGGGUGGCGUGCUGCAGGCAUCGCUCACGAUUUUCGGCGUUGUCGGGGGACCGCUGUUUGCGCUCUUCACCAUGGGAAUGUUCACCACACGUGCCAAUCAGCGGGGCGUGAUAACGGGCCUGCUGGUGGGUCUGUCAUUUUCUCUGUGGAUUGGGUUCGGGCAGCCCCGACCACCGCUAAAAACGCUCGACUUUUCCGUGGAAGAUUGCUCCGACUUUGGGGGCUACAAUCAGACCAGCCUGCCGCUGGCGAUGGCGCAGCGAGCUGCCGAACCGCGGGACGACUCCGACUACUUCUAUCUGUACCGAUUGUCUUAUCUGUGGUUUAGCGUGCUGGGCUAUCUCGUGACGUUCCUCGUUGGCUACGGUACGAGCGUGCUGUUGCGCUGGCGCGGUGCGCAGGGCACGGAACGCAUCUACCUCGACGAGCAGCAGACCUAUCUGAACACUGACCUCUUCUCGCCCCCGGUUGCACGUGCCAUGAAGCAGCGGUUGGCGAAGUUUAUCGAGAACGGUGGCGAUAUUGACGCCACGGUGAGACAACAGAAUUCGAGCAGGGUGGACAUUCCUACGACCGCUAAGCAGGAUGUAAACCACCCCUAACGCCCCCCCCCUCAGCGCACCAGCUUUCCUUAUCCCACCUACCCCAUCCAACUGUGGCUGUGUCGAGGUACGAGAGCGUAUCUUCGGGGUGCGGUGUUGAUGCACAAUAUUGGUAAACCCAUGUACAGUUAUGAGUGCAUGCACGGGUGUACCAGGUACAAGGCACAAGAAGUGUCACGCGCCAUUACGUUACACUUUCGAAUGGUUUCGGCGACUUAAUGAAUCGGUAAACGAAUACCGGCCAGUUACAAUAUGGGAGGAGUGCACAGACACUGAGACAAAAAGUGGAUAUAUGAAAAGAAGGAGAACAAAAAUAACAAGUCUUCCAGUAGCGCGACGCACUACCACAAACAAUACCAAAUAGGAACACAGGAUCAAAGUGUAACACUGCGAAGAAUCAUAAUGAUCGUGCUGCUGCUUGCUGUGACGCGCUGUAGGCAUCUGCCUUGCGAAAUGUUUCCUGCAGCCGUACAUCAACGAACUUGAGACAAAUAAUUUAGGUAGCAAAUUGAACGGUGUAUAGCAGUAGUUGCUA